AUGUCAGAGGAUCAGCACCUGAGCUCACAUACAAUCUCCCGCUACGAUCACAGUGCCCCUCUCCGAUCUCCCACUACGAUCACAGUGCCCCUCUCCGAUCUCCCACUACGAUCACAGUGCCCCUCUCCGAUCUCCCACUACGAUCACAGUGCCCCUCUCCGAUCUCCCACUACGAUCACAGUGCCCCUCUCCGAUCUCCCACUACGAUCACAGUGCCCCUCUCCGAUCUCCCACUACGAUCACAGUGCCCCUCUCCGAUCUCCCACUACGAUCACAGUGCCCCUCUCCGAUCUCCCACUACGAUCACAGUGCCCCUCUCCGAUCUCCCACUACGAUCACAGUGCCCCUCUCCGAUCUCCCACUACGAUCACAGUGCCCCUCUCCGAUCUCCCACUACGAUCACAGUGCCCCUCUCCGAUCUCCCACUACGAUCACAGUGCCCCUCUCCGAUCUCCCACUACGAUCACAGUGCCCCUCUCCGAUCUCCCACUACGAUCACAGUGCCCCUCUCCGAUCUCCCACUACGAUCACAGUGCCCCUCUCCGAUCUCCCACUACGAUCACAGUGCCCCUCUCCGAUCUCCCACUACGAUCACAGUGCCCCUCUCCGAUCUCCCACUACGAUCACAGUGCCCCUCUCCGAUCUCCCACUACGAUCACAGUGCCCCUCUCCGAUCUCCCACUACGAUCACAGUGCCCCUCUCCGAUCUCCCACUACGAUCACAGUGCCCCUCUCCGAUCUCCCACUACGAUCACAGUGCCCCUCUCCGAUCUCCCACUACGAUCACAGUGCCCCUCUCCGAUCUCCCACUACGAUCACAGUGCCCCUCUCCGAUCUCCCACUACGAUCACAGUGCCCCUCUCCGAUCUCCCACUACGAUCACAGUGCCCCUCUCCGAUCUCCCACUACGAUCACAGUGCCCCUCUCCGAUCUCCCACUACGAUCACAGUGCCCCUCUCCGAUCUCCCACUACGAUCACAGUGCCCCUCUCCGAUCUCCCACUACGAUCACAGUGCCCCUCUCCGAUCUCCCACUACGAUCACAGAUCAUAACGCCCCUCUCCGAUCUCCCACUACGAUCACAGCGCCCCUCUCCGAUCUCCCCCUACGAUCACAGCACCUCUCUCCGAUCUCCCACUACGAUCACAGCGCCCCUCUCCGAUCUCCCGCUAGGAUCACAGCGCCUCUCUCCGAUCUCCCCCUACGAUCACAGCACCUCUCUCCGAUCUCCCGCUAUGAUCACAGCACCCCUCUCUGA
This is a messenger RNA of Nanorana parkeri, 1257 nucleotides long. Its product is annotated as extensin-1-like. The transcript is spliced from 2 exons. The coding region runs from base 1 to 1257 and encodes 418 amino acids. Lineage: Eukaryota; Metazoa; Chordata; Amphibia; Anura; Dicroglossidae. The record is from RefSeq and is a predicted model, not a curated record.